CUGGAAGCCGGCAUGGCGAACAGUCAGCCAGCGUCUUUAUUCGCCGUCGGGACGGAUCAUUUGUACCUACACUCCACCGCACACCUUGUUGCCGCUUCUUCGGUGCACGUGUGCGUGUCAGCAGCAGCGCAGAUCAUCUAGUGCUUAAUCGGCUCAUCUGAUUGGCCGAGAAGGAGGGAUCACGUCCGUUUAACUGCUCGUUAUCGACAGAGAGGAGCCUGAGGAGACGACGACGACGCCGACGUAUAACGAGCCAUCGUCAUGCUCCUAGGCGCAUCACAAGCUACGCAGCUCGCACUGCUGUGCCUGGCAACGACAGGCGUCCUGGGCGACCUGCCGCCUGGCACCAUCAGGCGGAACGCCAACACGUACCUGCCACCGGAGCCGACCAAGGGCUACGACUACAACAAGCCACCAGGUCCGGGCUUCCCGAGUCCAAGUCCACCCGGCAGACCGACUCCAGGCUUCCCAGUGGGACCACCGGCGAGACCCACUCCCACCUUCCCAACUGGCCCACCGGCCAGGCCACCUACCGGACCACCGGCCAGACCAUCGCCCAGACCACCAGGCCCAGGCUACCCGACACCCGGCAGACCUACACCCCCGGGUCCCGGCUAUCCGGCUCCGGGCCCGAGGCCCACUCCUGGCUUCCCCGACUACACGGGCUCGCCCAGCGGACCCGGUAACACGCACGACGACGGCCACGUGCACGAGCCGGGGAUGCCGUUCGACUUCAACUACGCCGUGAAGGAGGACGCCUACGGCAACGACUACUCGCACAACGCCAUCAGCGACGGCGACGUGACGCGCGGCGAGUACAGAGUCCAGCUGCCCGACGGGCGUACACAGAUCGUCCGCUACACGGCCGACUGGAAGCACGGCUUCUCGGCCCAGGUCUCGUACGAGGGGACGCCGCGUUUCCCAGGCGGCGGUGGCGGAGCUUUCGGAGGAUACUGAGCUGCGCGACCUCGUUGCGCGUCAUUUAUGGGACAGCGUUGAGAGAGUCGCUGCAGCUCGCCCAAGUUGAGCGCGAGAACUCUUUCUAUGAUCCGAAUGUUGUACACUUUUAUAUAUUUUUUUAGUCGUUGCUCCGAAGGCCGCAUUAUAUUAUUAUUAUAUACUAAUGUCGAAAAAGUCGCCGAGAGACGGGCGAAAAUUUGAUAUCGCAAUUAUAUUGUAAUAACACGUAGAACGCGAAGUUACGGCGUAAGGAUGUUUCGCGGCAAACUUUUCAUGCAUAAAGUGUGUAUUUAUAGCGAGCGGUUGAACCAUCACCCACACAGUUACCUUCUUCUUUAUCAUAGCCUAUAGUAUACCCUUACACGAUUUUCCUGUACUUCCCGCAGACCUUCAGUUUUUGUUGUACCGAAAGCUACCCCAUACGAUAUACAUAGUUACCCCGAUAGACACAUGUACACUCUACUCAUCAUUAUAAUAACUCUGUCGUAUAUUAUCCCUCUCCAUUGAUAGAUUACAUACUGUACAAAAUAAAGUUUUUCAAUAAUAAAAUAACGACGCAAGGAAA
Messenger RNA from Nasonia vitripennis (jewel wasp), 1525 nucleotides. RefSeq names its product cuticular protein RR-2 family member 24. The transcript has 4 exons. Bases 262 to 957 code for a protein of 231 amino acids. NCBI's taxonomy places the organism in Eukaryota, Metazoa, Arthropoda, Insecta, Hymenoptera, Pteromalidae. Gene Ontology annotation, cellular component: extracellular matrix. The record is from RefSeq and is a predicted model, not a curated record.